Molecule: messenger RNA, 537 nt
Organism: Serpula lacrymans var. lacrymans S7.9
Lineage: Eukaryota; Fungi; Basidiomycota; Agaricomycetes; Boletales; Serpulaceae
Exons: 3
Coding region: 1-537 (178 amino acids)
Source: RefSeq, a predicted model, not a curated record
AUGCCUAAAUCUCCGUGGAGUGAAGCUAUUAGGCCUGCUGUCUGGAUCAAAAACCAAGCCCCUACCAAGGCAUUACAAGGCAAAACACUAUGCACAGCAUAUAUCAAAACCGUUGACACAGGCAAAUUAGACCCACAUGCAAAGGCUGGUAAAUGGAUUGGAUUUGAUGAUGAGUCAAAAGGGCACAGAAUACACUGGCCAGAACUACGCACCAUAAGUGUCAAAUACAACAUCAUUUUUAAUCCACAGGAGCGUCUUAUCCCAUCCCAAAAUGCCAAAAACAACAAUGGCCGUAUAUUUGAAGAAUUAACAACUGACUCUACAAACAAACCUCAUCCAAUCCAACCAAAUGGCAUCCAUCACAAUCCUGUUGCCCAGCCACCUCUAAACGACCUUCAGCCUCCUUAUCCAGCUGUCCUUGACCCUCCUCAACCUCUAGAACCCGAUCCUGCACCUGGAGAACAACCGGGAAGAGGAGAACCAAAGCCUGCGGGCUUCUACAAGGUGUCACGACUUGAACCACAAGCGCUAAUUUGA